Messenger RNA from Solanum dulcamara, 1588 nucleotides. Its product is annotated as F-box/FBD/LRR-repeat protein At1g13570-like. The transcript has 4 exons. Gene Ontology annotation, molecular function: protein binding. Lineage: Eukaryota; Viridiplantae; Streptophyta; Magnoliopsida; Solanales; Solanaceae. Bases 209 to 1477 code for a protein of 422 amino acids. The record is from RefSeq and is a predicted model, not a curated record.
AAAAAAUUUAGUUUGAAGUAAAUCAACUAAAAUUUAAAUAGAUUGAGCGGGUAAUUUAGUGACCCUUAAAAAGAUUAUUUUGCUUCUGAUUGUUGGCUUAAUCCAUAACGGAAAAACAGAAAGAGUAAUACCGCUGAAGACUUGAAGAAACAAAGAAGAAGAAGCUAAUUUCCUCUGAAAAAACAAAUUAUCCACGAAAUCUUGCUCUAUGAUGGAUCCAAAGCAUUCUUGUCCCGAUGUACUCAGCAAACUCCCUCAUAAUGUGAUUGAUGAGAUUCUUAUGCGUCUACCUUUUCGAGAUGCUGUGUGCACUAGCAUUUUGUCCACGGAUUGGAGAAAACAUUGGUGUAGACUUUCACAGUUGACGCUUGAUUCUGACUUUUGGAAACCUAAAAAGGAUAAAGCAGUUUGUAGAGCUACUAAGGACCUUACAAGUAACUUUACAACGACUAUCCACAACAUUAUUACCCGUCAUCCGGAACCAAUUACAAAGUUUACCCUUUGCAUUCAGUAUUGGAAAAGCUGCCCCCCUAUUGACAAGUUAUUAUGUUUCCUCUCUGAAAAAGGCAUUCUGCAUCUUGUUCUUAGACUUCCGAGACAAUUCAAAUUGCCUUCUUCAUUUUUCACAUGUUUGAAGUUGAGGCAUCUGUUUCUCCAAAACUGUUUAUUACUUCCUCCAUCAGCCUUCAAAGGAUUUGAUAGGUUAAUUAGCCUAGAACUAAAUGAUGUUACGAUUUACUCCAAGCUGCUUGAAAGUUUAAUUUCUAAUUGCUUACUGCUUGAGCAAUUGGUUCUAAAGAUCUCAGAUACGUUAAGCGACGUCAUCGAAAUUAAUGCUCCCAUGCUGAUAUCUUGUGAUUUCGAGGGCGAUAUAGCAACUAUCUGCUUAAAAUGUGUCCCUCGUUUGGCAAAACUUUCUCUCAUGUAUUAUCAUAAGGACUGGAAAAGGUUUGAUGUUGCAAAUUUUUUAACAUCAAACUUUUUUGAGUCUUGUUCUGUUCUCCAGCAUCUUCAAUUGGAUUACGGGGUCCCCUUGGCUACGGGCAAAGAAAUACCAACAAAGCUUCCCCUUGAUCUGACGUGUGUCAAACAUAUUUGCAUGUGUAUAUAUCUUGAGAGGGAUGAGAUUCUGUCCGCUCUUUGCUUGAUAAGAAGCUUCCCAUUUUUACGAUAUCUGGAAAUUCAGAUGGAGCUCAAUGUUAUGAAUGCCAUGCCGGCUGUAGAAUGUCUUGAAGUGGAAGCUUUUCCAGAUGUGAUAUUCAAAUACCUAAGGGAAGUUAAGCUAAUAGACGUUGAUGGCGGUAUGCUGGAGAUGCAACUUAUCAAGCUUCUGUUAGCAAAGUCUCCAGCGCUGGUGAGAAUGUUAAUCAAUCCCCACAGGCUUUUGAAAGAAUCUGCAAUAGUCAAAAGACUUGAUAAGCUAACAGAAUUUGAGCGUGCAUCAUCUAAAGCAGAAGUUCUCUUUAAACUAGUAUAAGUAGCAUCAUGUUUGAUCCGAUGUUCAAUCAGAGACCGUGGUCAUGUUUUGGGUGUUGAUGCAGUAUAAGACAUGUGUUUUGCCAUUAUAUUGAGAGAAAUCUCGACAUCA